AUGGCGCAUCCGUUCGUUGAGCGUCCGGCCACGAUUGGGUUGCCCAAUACCGAACCCGAUAACGGACUCGGAGACGACUCCCUCGUGCUGGGUGACGAUCAACUCAAGGAAAUCGCCCGAUUUCAGGAAGAGAUCCGCCACCCCGAGACCGACGCGGACAAAUAUCGGCUUUGUACCAGGACAUGA
This is a messenger RNA of Phialemonium atrogriseum, 186 nucleotides long. RefSeq lists its product as uncharacterized. The record is from RefSeq and is a predicted model, not a curated record. The transcript has a single exon. NCBI's taxonomy places the organism in Eukaryota, Fungi, Ascomycota, Sordariomycetes, Cephalothecales, Cephalothecaceae. Bases 1 to 186 code for a protein of 61 amino acids.